AUGUUUAAAGCAGCAACUCUACUCCUCCCUGCCGCCACGCUCCUGGCCCACGUCGGUGCCAACCCCUUCCUCCCGCGGCAGGGUGGUCCACCGCAGCAGGGGUACGGGUUGUACCAACCCAAGUGUGCCACCAUUAUAGACGUCUUCGCGGCAGCAGAGUGCAGGGGGUCCCAGGACGAGUCGUGCCACUCGGAGUGUACCGAUGCCAACCUGGACGCCAUUUACCGGUGCUAUGAAUGUGUUGGGGCGGCGAAUCUCGACCCAGCAGUGUUCGCCUUUGUGGAAAACGCUUUUGUCAACGCGGGUAACAAGUGCCCCUUCGACGACUGCUCCAACCAGUGUGGCCGCGGGCUGACGAGCAACUACCAAGACCUUAAAAGCCAGCGUCGUAAGGCCAAGGAGGCCCUGCCUGCAUUCGAGACGGCAGUCAACGCGCGAAAGUUCUGGUGUAACAACGAGUGCGGCGCAAAGUGUCUCAUCGUGAGGGACAUGGCCAAGGAGUGCUCGCAGAAACCCGACACGUGCGGCCUCGUACCGUGCAGUGUCGAUUCCAAGGGCAAGAUCGACGCCUGUGCCAGCUGUUUCGCGUCCGACGAUGCAGCAAAAGCCCUCACACAGCAACAGAGGGAGCCAACCCAGGGCGAUAUCGACCGCGUCACCGCCGCCUGCAACCUGGUACCAGCCCCAGAGACGAAGCCCUCGCCCACGCCAGAGACUCCGGGUGGCGGAGGAAAUGGCAACAACGGUAACAACGGUAAUAGUGGCAACAACGGCAACAGCGGCAACAGCGGCAACAGCGGGUCAUCCGGCGGUGGCUCGUCGGGCGGCUCUGGUUCUGGCUCUGGCUCCUCAUCGGGCAGCGGAAGCUCGAGCACUCCCUCCAAGAGCGAUGCGACUGUAACCGGCUUUACGUGGGCUGAUAUCGUGGGCGGUAUCACUGCUGCCAUCGUCGUCUCUUUCGCCUGA
Messenger RNA from Vanrija pseudolonga, 966 nucleotides. RefSeq lists its product as uncharacterized. The record is from RefSeq and is a predicted model, not a curated record. Bases 1 to 966 code for a protein of 321 amino acids. The transcript is spliced from 5 exons. NCBI's taxonomy places the organism in Eukaryota, Fungi, Basidiomycota, Tremellomycetes, Trichosporonales, Trichosporonaceae.